GGCGAAUGAGAUCGGACCCGUUUGCAGCAUAAACACAAGCAACAAGCAACCGUAAACCAUGGCACGCCAGCUAAAUCCAAACCAGCAAAAAAUCGCCGAAAAGUUGAUCAUAUUGAAUGAUCGCGGUGUCGGCAUACUGACGCGCAUCUACAACAUCAAGAAGGCGUGCGGUGACACCAAGUCCAAGCCCGGCUUCCUGUCGGAAAAGUCAUUAGAAUCUUCGAUAAAAUUCAUCGUGAAGCGGUUUCCCAAUAUCGACAUCAAGGGUCUGACCGCGAUCGCAAGCAUCAAGUCGGAGAUCAUCAAAUCGCUCUCCCUCUACUACUACACCUUCGUCGAUCUGCUCGACUUUAAGGACAAUGUGUGUGAAAUUCUUACUACGAUGGAUGCGCUGCAGAUCCAUCUCGACAUAACGCUCAACUUCGAGCUGACGAAGAACUACCUCGAUCUGGUGACGACGUAUGUGUCGCUAAUGAUUUUGCUGUCCCGUGUGGAGGAUCGGAAAGCGGUGCUCGGGUUGUUUAAUGCGGCGUACGAGAUGCAGCACAGCCAGAGCGAUCAAGCGUUCCCACGGCUCGGCCAAAUGAUCAUCGAUUACGAUAUGCCUAUAAAGAAGCUGGCCGAAGAGUUCAUUACGCACAACAAGCUGCUGGGUAGUGCGAUUAAUUCGCUAACCAAAAUUUACUCCAUGCGCAACCUGAGUGCGGAAAAGUGGCGCGAGUUGCAGGUGCUGAGCCUGAUCGGUACGCCGGCGAUGCUGCUGAAGGCGACCAAAACGGAUACGAUGUCGUGCGAGUACAUAUCGCUCGAAACGCUUGAUCGGUGGGUAAUUUUUGGGCUGAUGCUGAACCAUCAGGCACUGAUUCAGCCAGGGCUGAUUAGCAAUAUGUGGAUUUCGGCCCUUGAUUCAAGCUGGGUUGUGGCAUUGUUCCGCGACGAGGUGAUCUACAUACACCAGUACGUGCAGACCAACUUUGAGGGUAUAAAGGGCUACGGUAAGCGCAUAUCGGAGGUUAAAGAAUGCUACAACCAGGCCAUUCAGAAGGCAGCACUGUUGCAUCGUGAACGGCGCAAGUUUCUGCGUACGGCGCUGAAGGAACUGGCACUCAUCAUGACGGACCAGCCGGGUUUGUUGGGUCCGAAGGCGUUGCUUGUGUUUAUUGGGCUUUGCUACGCGCGAGAUGAAAUCCUAUGGCUACUGCGGCACAACGAUAAUCCACCGGUUGUGAAGAGCAAAGGUAAAUCGACCGAAGACCUGGUUGAUAGACACUUGCCCGAACUGUUAUUCCACAUGGAAGAACUGCGGGCGUUGGUACGCAAGUACAGCCAGGUGAUGCAACGCUACUAUGUCCAAUACCUGUCGGGGUACGAUGCAAUCGAUUUGAACUACAAAAUGCAACAGCUUCAGAUGUGUCCGGAAGACGAGAGCAUUAUCCUAUCGUCGCUGUACAAAACGGCUACUAGCCUGUCGGUGAAGCAGGUUGAAGAUAAUGAAGUGUUUGAUUUUCGCGCGUUCCGACUCGAUUGGUUCCGGCUGCAAACGUUCAUGAGCGCAAAAUCGGCUGUACGCAUUACGGACUUCCCCGAUCUGGCCCGGCUGCUAGACUCGAUGGUGUUCCACACGAAGAUGGUCGACUUUCUGGACGAAUCGCUGGUGGAAACGUCCGAUCUGUCCAUCUUCUGCUUCUACAACAAAAUGUUCGAAGACCAGUUCCACAUGUGCUUGGAGUUUCCGGCCCAAAAUCGGUACAUCAUUGCGUUCCCAUUGAUCUGCAGCCACUUCCAGAACUGUACGCACGAGAUGUGUCCCGAGGAGCGGCACCACAUCCGCGAACGAUCGUUGUCGGUGGUGAACAUGUUUCUGGACGAGAUGGCUAAGGAGGCGAAAAACAUUAUUACGACCAUCUGCGACGAGCAGUGCAUGAUGGCGGAUGCGCUACUUCCGAAGCACUGUGCGAAGAUCCUUUCGGCUGCCGCUAACCGUAAGAAGAAAGACAAGAAUAAGAAGCACAUGGACGAUAUUCGACGUCCGGGUGAUGAAAGCUAUCGUAAGACGCGCGAGCUGCUUACCACGAUGGACAAGCUGCAUAUGGCACUGACUGAGCUGUGCUAUGCGAUCAACUACUGCCCGACGGUCAACGUUUGGGAGUACGCAUUUGCACCACGGGAAUAUCUGUGCCAGCAUCUGGAGACACGCUUUUCCCGUGCACUUGUCGGUAUGGUUAUGUACAGUCCUGAUACGUCGGAGAUUGCCAAACCAUCGGAGUUGUUGGCUUCGGUCCGAGCGUACAUGAAUGUGCUGCAAACGGUGGAGAACUACGUGCAUAUCGAUAUUACGCGCGUGUUCAACAAUUGCUUGCUGCAGCAAACUCAACCACAGGAUAGUCACGGCGAGAAGACGAUCGCUGCACUGUACAACACCUGGUACUCGGAUGCGCUGCUACGGAAGGUCAGUGGCGGCAAUAUAGUGUUUUCGCUGAACCAGAAAGCCUUCGUAUCGAUAUCACCCGAGGGCUACAUUCCGUUUAAUCCGGAGGAAUUUUCCGACUUUAACGAGCUGCGUGCACUGGCGGAGCUGAUCGGUCCGUACGGAAUAAAGCUGCUGAACGAAUCGCUCAUGUGGCACAUCGCUAAUCAGGUGCAGGAACUAAAGCGACUGGUCGUGCAGAACAAAGAGGUGCUGAUGAUUCUUCGUAGCAACUUUGACAAGCCGGAGAUAAUGAAGGAACAGUUCAAGCGACUGCAGCAGGUCGACAAUCUGCUGCAGCGCAUGACGAUCAUCGGCGUGAUCUUGAGCUUCCGCCAGCUGGCCCAGGAAGCGCUGGUGGAUGUGUUGGAGCAGCGUGUACCGUUUCUGCUUUCGUCGAUCAAGGAUUUUCAGGAGCACGUGCCGGGCGGUGAUCCACUGAAGACUGUGUCCGAGAUGGCAUCGGCUGCCGGAUUAAAGUGUAAGGUCGAUCCGGCCCUUUCGAACGCACUGAAGGCACAAAAGUCCGAACCGGACGACGGCGAUCAUCUGAACAUUUGUCUGCUGAUGGUGUUUGUCGCAGUAAGCAUUCCAAAGUUGGCCAAAAACGAAAACUCCUUCUACCGCGCGUCGCUGGAAGCGCACACAAACAAUACGCACUGUAUGGCGGUCGCGAUCAACAACAUCUUCGGCGCCAUGUUUACCAUCUGCGGGCAGAAUGAUAUCGAGGAUCGGAUGAAGGAAUUCCUGGCACUUGCCAGCUCGUCGUUGCUGCGCCUCGGUCAGGAAUCGGACAAAGAGGCAAUCAAAAAUCGUGAAUCCAUCUAUCUGCUGCUGGAUCAGAUUGUACAGGAGUCACCAUUCCUUACGAUGGAUCUGCUAGAAUCCUGCUUCCCGUACGCUCUCAUCCGUAACGCUUAUCAUGCGGUAUACAAGCAGGAACAGCUGAUGCAUUAGAAAAG
This is a messenger RNA of Anopheles maculipalpis, 3429 nucleotides long. RefSeq names its product membrane-associated protein Hem (gene Hem). Gene Ontology annotation, cellular component: SCAR complex. Gene Ontology annotation, biological process: cell morphogenesis; cell migration; cell projection assembly. The record is from RefSeq and is a predicted model, not a curated record. Bases 59 to 3424 code for a protein of 1121 amino acids. Lineage: Eukaryota; Metazoa; Arthropoda; Insecta; Diptera; Culicidae. The transcript has a single exon.